GCGGCACCCCACUGGCCAAUCCGGAGGAAGGUUUUUGGAAAGUGCAGCGGCGCGAGCUCACAUCCGGUCAUAUAUAAACUGCCACGAGUUAGCGGCGAAUUCGGAGUGUCCAUUUUGAGCUGCGUUCCGGCUUCUCCCUCUGUUUUCCCCUUCUUAAAGCUAAGUUAACAAUACACCCCCGCAAUGGCUGACGCUGACAUGCUGCUCAUGGAGACUUCUGAGCAGAACGGCGACGAGGACCAGAACGGCGCCACGGCCGAGGCUGAGGCCGAGCUGAUGGCCGACGACGAGAGCCAGGGCGCCGAUGACGGUGGAAAGAUCGACGCCAGCAAAAGCGAAGAGGAUGCCGGCAAAAUGUUUGUGGGUGGCCUGAGCUGGGAGACUAACAAGAAAGACCUCAAGGAUUACUUCAGCAAGUUUGGUGAGGUAUCAGACUGCACCAUCAAAAUCGACACGGCCAGCGGACGCUCGCGGGGCUUCGGCUUCGUGCUCUUCAAAGAUGCUGCCAGUGUGGACAAAGUGCUGCAGCAGAGCCAGCACAAACUAGACGGCCGCCAGAUCGACCCCAAGCGGGCCCUGGCCAUGAAGAAGGAGCCCGUCAAGAAGAUCUUUGUCGGCGGCUUGAAUCCGGAGGCCACCGAGGAAAGCAUCAGGGAAUACUUUGGAACCUUUGGAGAGAUUGAAACCAUCGAGCUCCCCCUAGACCCCAAAUCAAAGAAGAGGAGGGGGUUCAUCUUCAUCACAUACAAAGAGGAAGCCAGUGUCAAAAAAUGCUUGGAGAAGAAGUACCACAACAUUGAGGGCGGAAGGUGCGAGCUGAAGAUCGCCCAACCGAAGGAGGUUUACCAGCAGCAGCAGCAACAGCAACAAUACGGCGGAGGGCGCGGCGGCGGCGGCUACGGCAGCCGAGGGGGUCGAGCCCGGGGAGGAGGUCAGAGCCAGAGCUGGAACCAGGGCGGCGGCGGCGGUGGGGGCUAUGGCAGCUACCAGGGAUACAGCAGCCAAGGCUACGGUGGCUACAGUGGCUACGGCAGCUACGGUAGUUACGGCUACGACUACCCCUCCGGCGGCUACUAUGGAUACCCUGGCUAUGACUACAGCCAGGCCAGCGCCAGUUAUGGCAAGGCACCCAGACGGGGCCACCAGAGCUCCUACAAGCCAUACUGAUGCUCAUGGUUGAGGUUCCAGCAAAACACCCGACUGGACUGACGUGACUCCUUUUAUGACAGAAGACCAUUUGUACAGAAAACAUCAAAUGUAACUUUUCCAUGUUUUUUUUUUUUUUUUUUUUUAAUUGUAUGCUUUUUUUUUAGGGUUUGUUUUCCCCCCUUUGUGUUUUCUUUUUUUUUUUUUUUUUUCCCCAACAUUUCCAUUGAAAGGAAGUGUAAUUUUACUGUACUUUUUGGUACCUGUUUUGAUUCUAAUGUAUUGUAAGGGUAUUUUACAUGUCGGCUGGCUUUACAGGUUGGAUGUCUUGGCGCUGUAAAGGAGCUUUUUUGACAAAUAAAAAAGAAAAAAAGAAAUUCACAAAGAUAGUAUCCUUUUCAAUUCUGUAUUGGGAAAAUAAAACUCUGCUGAACGCGCA
Syngnathoides biaculeatus (alligator pipefish) is the source of this 1585-nucleotide messenger RNA. Its product is annotated as heterogeneous nuclear ribonucleoprotein A/B-like. Bases 184 to 1167 code for a protein of 327 amino acids. Gene Ontology annotation, cellular component: nucleoplasm. The record is from RefSeq and is a predicted model, not a curated record. NCBI's taxonomy places the organism in Eukaryota, Metazoa, Chordata, Actinopteri, Syngnathiformes, Syngnathidae. Gene Ontology annotation, molecular function: RNA binding. The transcript is spliced from 9 exons. Gene Ontology annotation, biological process: regulation of gene expression.